UUUACCAUUCUAGGCAUCCCGUAAUAAUUAUCACUUGCAGUUUGUGAUUGUGAAUAUCUGGCAAUUUGAAAAAAUAAAUACCCGGACAUUUCUUAUUUUGAUUUUCAUUACACUACAAUUUGUAAUUGUAAAUGCAUUGCAUUUUUAAUUUAAUUUUUUUCAAUAUGUUUGAAAAAAUAGAAAUAUCGGGAUUACUGUUCAAGCAUAUCAUUUUUGCUUUGUACAUCUUACGUGCGAAAUGUGUAUCAGACAACUUUGAUUUCCGGGCGUUCCCUACCGAUUUAAGAAUGAUGCAGGGUGUCCCCUUUCCAUUGAAAGUUGGUGUAAGCCAAUGUUGUCUUGUCUGCGCAUCUGAUGACACGUGUACAUCAGUUAACUAUAAUAAAGUUUCGCAGGUUUGUGAAAUGAAUACCCUGAAAUUGAAGUCCAGUGAAUACCACAUGCAGUCUGAAACCGGAUGGAAACUGUACGAAAAGCUACCAUGUGGCCUUGGUUACAUGACCGGCGAACGAUGUCGCCACAUACAAAACCAGUUUCAAUAUUAUGUACCGCUUACCCACCAAAAUGCGUCCGACUUCUGCAAUUUACUGGGUGAAAAUAUUCUGACUCUUGAAAAUGAACAAGACAAACUAGAUCUUCAAUCCGACGCAGGUCUAGCUGAGAUGGAUACAGAUGCUUUCAUUUGGCUACGUGACAGGACCGGAACAAGCUGCGCGUUUUUUAGAAGGCAGUUUGCCGACGAAAAAAUGCGUAAUUGUGAAUUAAAUGCUAACAUAGUCUGCGAAUGACUGAAGAGAAUUUUGAUAUUAAAGUGCACAGUUUCUAUCAAAUGUAUUUAGAAACUAUCGUUAUCGUCGACACACUGUUGAAUUAGAUAGUCCUUCAUUUGUCCAAGGAUAGCUCUAACUUUGUUCUAAACUCUGACUUCAUUCAUGGCUUCUUCUGAAGUCGUUCAACGGCAGUCUGUGUAAAAAGUUGCUUAUUGAUCAUAGAAAUACAUGCAAAGGAGUAUUUAAAUUUUGCUUUACAUAAUUCAAAUGCGCCCAAAGAUUAUUUUGAAACAUUCAUGAUUAGGUCCAUAUUUGUAUACGAGACAGCUUUAAAUUUGUUAACAGACAGUCCUUAAUGUGUUCUAUUUAAAUUUCAUCUCCCAAUUCCUGAGUCAUGAAAACUUUCGCAUUUCUAUGGACGUGUGUAAAAUAACAUUUACUGUAAGGAGAGUCUAAAUAAAGCAGAAUGUACCUGUCCUACAUUUUUUAUUUAAUUGUUGAAUUAUUAAAAGCUAGGAUUUCGCUUUUUCACUAAUGAGAAUGAACUUUAAAACGUCUUAUUAAUAUUAAUCUAUUCACCCCGAUUUAUAUUCGUUUAUAUUCGAUAAUUAAUGAAAAAUGUUUGAAUCGGCAAAAGAAACAAACAAAAAAACCCAGAAAACAACAGCAAAUGAUUUUUGUCUAUUUUGUGAUAAAGAUAUCUGCUAGCAGUUUAAAUUCUUGUCUAGUGUGACCCUUCGGGAUCAUUUAAUCCGAUACGUUCACUGAAGAAGAGUGAAAUCUGCAUAAUCCGGUGCAAGGUGGUGCAGAGAGAAGUUCAAUUGUCAUAAUUACUAACAACCAGAUUUAAUUUAUCGAGUCUGAAAUUAUAAAUGCUGGUGCGACCGCCAAACUCUGAUAGAAAUACUUGAACUUUCCUCCACGCUUUUAACACAGUUUGCAGGAGGGAAGCGGUUCAUUAGUCUUCCCUGUAGGAGGUUUUAUUGAAAUUUUAUUCACAUGAAAGAAGAAUAAAUAUAUUGAGAUAGUAAGAUAAAAAUUGUAAAACUCCAUGAAAUUGGAAAUAAUUUAAAUUGAUGAUAGUAUAUGAUAAAGAAAUUUCAAAAAGGCAAAUAAAAUUUCCGGUUCCAACCAGCAUUGGUGUCAUAAGAAGAAAAAAUUGUUGUGAAGCAAUUUUGCCCUGUUGAGCAGAACUCAACAUCUUGUGUCCUGGCGUAGGCUCCUGCUACCAUGUCACAGGAGUCAUUCUCAAAAUGUAAAAUAAGGAGUAGGACUGAAGUCGGUAAACAAUCAAUACGAACGAGCCAUGUCAUGCCAUAUUACAUGUAGUUAAAUGUAAA
This is a messenger RNA of Ruditapes philippinarum (Manila clam), 2110 nucleotides long. RefSeq lists its product as uncharacterized. Bases 132 to 788 code for a protein of 218 amino acids. The record is from RefSeq and is a predicted model, not a curated record. Lineage: Eukaryota; Metazoa; Mollusca; Bivalvia; Venerida; Veneridae. The transcript has 3 exons.